Messenger RNA from Drosophila busckii, 2496 nucleotides. RefSeq lists its product as uncharacterized. The transcript has 4 exons. NCBI's taxonomy places the organism in Eukaryota, Metazoa, Arthropoda, Insecta, Diptera, Drosophilidae. Gene Ontology annotation, molecular function: transcription cis-regulatory region binding; DNA-binding transcription factor activity, RNA polymerase II-specific. Gene Ontology annotation, biological process: regulation of transcription by RNA polymerase II. The record is from RefSeq and is a predicted model, not a curated record. The coding region runs from base 253 to 2424 and encodes 723 amino acids.
UAUAUGAUUAUGAAAUUGUUUAUAAAGUGCUUCUGUGAAUAAAAAAUGUGCAAAUAGGCAAAAAGGAAUUUAAGAACGAACUAUAUUUUGUGCUGUCUCAGACGAGUAACGGUUUUUGUACUUGCACGAUUACUCGCUGGAAUUAAAAGUGAGUGAAGAGGGAUUAAGAAAGGAGAUAGGAAGGGAUAAGCGAUAACGAAACUAGAGAAGAUCUGUAGCUGCAACUGUAAACGCGAAUAAAAGGGCCAAAAAAUGUUCGAAUUGGAGGAUUAUUCGAGUAGCAUACACGAGGGUUUCUUCACCAAAUAUGCGGAUGCUGCAGGUCCUUCGUUGGACUUUUAUGUGUCCGACUCGAUGCAGGACAUGCUAAACGUAGACAUACGCGCCGAGAUUGCAAAUGUCGUAGGCAGCUCCAGUGAUUUGACCUCAUCCCUCGACCAUGCACUCGAAGCUAUUUCAGCAAUAAAUAACAACAAUUCGGCACCAUCAGCCCACAAUGCGAACGCAAAUCUCUUGGCGAGCAGUGCGUUGCAUGCAUCACCCACAGCUAAAUGGAUGGGUUCUUGCGCCAACUUUUGGUCCACAACAGAUUACUUUGCUGAUGUCGGCGCCUGUGUGAAUCCCAACUCCGUCAUGCCGCUAAUCAACUCAAAUUCUGGCGGCAGCUCACUGCUGGGCGCUGGCUCUCCACGUAAGGCACGUGUCAAUGGCACGUCAACGACCCAAAGCAGAGCGGGCUCUGCUGCUGUACAGCCGCCUGCCUCGCCAUGUGAUCAGCACAAGUCGCAUUUAACCUUUUCGCCGGCCCAGAUGAAGGUUAGCGCUGGUUCAUUACGCCGGGAAAAAGUAAGUGCGCAUAUACCAAAGCAGAUUUCAACGCUGCCCAUUAUCACAUCAGCUGGAGUCGGCGGCAUCUCAGCACCAGCAACUAUGGCUAGCAAUGCGGCACUGCAGCAGCGACGUAAUUCAUCGGCUGUAGAUGCUGUACGCAAGGAUCUUGGCACAGAGCUGCGCAAGGCUCAAUCUGCAACAGAGGAGAACAAAAGUGCGGCAAAAGCAAGUGGGCUGCUGACUGGCGGCUGUGCUACCAACACCAUUAAACUGGGACCGGGCAUUGGCGGACUGACCUUUGCCAAUAGCGCAACAUACAACAAGCUAAAGCAGCAAGCAAAUACCAAGUCAUCCAAUGGCUCUCCGCUCACAUCCAAUGGCAAUAUUGUACUUAAGCGUGACCGUGAGGCAAGUCCACUGCAAAACAUGACCACACUCCAUUCUAGUGGUGUGGCAAGGCGGCAGAGCUGCAGCACACCCAAAAGCAUUGCCUCGGCAGCCAACUCGCCACAUCAUCAGAUUCAGAUCCAUCAGAGCAGUGGCUCUCCUUGCGCCUCCCCUGCUUUAUCGCGUCCCGCAUUAUCCGCUUCUCCGCUCAAUAAUAGCUUGAAUAUCAGUAAUAACAACAACUUAAUUGGCAAUGUAGGAGGUAUCAAGACGUUGCAUCCAAAGUCAAAACUACCAUCUGGAGCUAAUCUUUUCCCCAAGCCCGCCUUCUCGUAUUCGUGCCUCAUUGCCUUGGCACUGAAAAAUUCACGCGCUGGUUCGCUGCCUGUCUCUGAGAUCUAUAGCUUCCUCUGCCAGCACUUCCCAUACUUUGAGAAUGCGCCCAGUGGCUGGAAAAACAGCGUGCGACACAAUCUAUCGCUGAACAAGUGCUUCGAAAAGAUAGAACGACCAGCCACGAAUGGCAAUCAGCGCAAGGGUUGCCGCUGGGCCAUGAAUCCGGAACGCAUCUGCAAGAUGGAUGAGGAGGUGCAGAAGUGGUCACGAAAAGAUCCGGCGGCUAUACGUGGCGCCAUGGUUUAUCCGGAGCAUUUGGAUGCUCUAGAGCGUGGUGAAAUGAAACAUGGCUCUGCGGAUUCCGAUGUAGAGCUUGAUUCUCAAUCCGAAAUUGAGGAGUCCUCCGAUUUGGAAGAACAUGACUUUGAUGAUACGCUUAUUGAUGCAAUGCUGGUUGAGGAGGAGGAGAACGAUGAUAUUGAUGAAGUCGAUUGGGCCCAAAGCGAUGAUGAGGAGUACGUAUCAACCAAUCAACUGGCCGCAGGACAUCAGCUAUUGCAUGCGCAGAAGAGCGAUGACUUUGACAUUGAGGUUAACGACCUCUAUGACGCCAUUGACAUCGAGGACGAUAAGGAGGCGGUACGCCGCAGCAUUAUAAACGGCCAAUGCGAGAAUAUAAUUGAGCUAAAUCCAGCUGAUUUGAAUGCCAACGAUGGCUAUCGGUCGCCGAAGCGGGCGCGGCUUGAUAUCAACUACGCUAUUGGUCCCGCCGGCGAGCUAGAGCAACAGUAUGGACAGAAGGUUAAGGUGCAACAGGUUCCGCCCACAUACAAUCGUCGCAAAAUGCCGCUGGUCAAUCGCAUCAUCUAAGCUCUUACAUGUACAUACAUGAAACAUACAUUCACACACAUUUAUAAGUGCACAAAUGAAAUGCAUUUACUA